AUCUGCUCAAAGCCAGCUGAAGGAGUGCUGCUUCUACCUACAUCCUUGUUUCAGUCUUUAAAACGUCCCUGUGAAACAAUGCUUAUUCAUAUCCACUUGCAAGAGCAGAAGGUUCAGUUGGUGUGACCUCCAGCAGCUGGGUGACACUGAGGGAUGGAAUCCUAAACUACCACGUGUCUAUGAGCAGAGCGUGAGUGUCAUAAUUCAAGGCCCGGAAUCUCCCAAGUACAACUGCAAGCUAAGAGCAUGACCACCAAAAAAAGACUGGAAAGCCAAGUUCGGAAGAUGGGAGGCCAUGGCAACUUGAACAAAGCCACAAGAACAGGUGGGAGGGACACAUGGGACCACGCAAGGCAUUGCGUGGAUAAAACGCCUCCGCAUGCACAGAGCUGGCGGUAUUUUAACCUGAGGAAGAUUCAGGAGGAUCAGAAGCGAAUCAGUCAGAUUGAAAGAGAGAAUAAGAGGCUCGUGGAGAGCCUUGCAGCCAUAGAGCGAGGGCCGGCCAGGGUGGAUUGUUGGAAUGCAUUGCAGAAAAGGUCAAACAGCGACAGGCUGAACAGGAAAAUAAUCACCAUCACUGUGGAAAAUCAAGGCCUUUUGAAAAAGCUCGUUAACUGUAAGCCUAUCUAUGAUCAGAAGAAGUACGGAACUGGACGGCAGAACACCAGGCAGUUAAAAUAGACUAGCACACAAUGCUGCGCCUCCUGCCAGGAGAAUGAGGAUGAAGGUAGAUCUGUCACAAAAUCUGCCACUGUCACUCUUCCAAGUCGCGUCCCCUUUGGUGGCUGUGCUGGGCCAGGAUUGCAGCAGCUUCCUGCCAAAGCUGAUGGGCCACGACCACGUGAGGGAAUCCUUGU
This is a messenger RNA of Numida meleagris (helmeted guineafowl), 857 nucleotides long. RefSeq names its product chromosome 26 C17orf105 homolog (gene CFAP97D1). NCBI's taxonomy places the organism in Eukaryota, Metazoa, Chordata, Aves, Galliformes, Numididae. The record is from RefSeq and is a predicted model, not a curated record. The coding region runs from base 247 to 681 and encodes 144 amino acids. Gene Ontology annotation, biological process: sperm axoneme assembly. The transcript is spliced from 6 exons.